UCCCUGGGAAUCAGUGCAGUACGGCAGCUGGCGACAGCGCUGCUGGUGUAGCGGGAGGCAGUGCGGAUUCCACGGGUCACUCCCUGCGUUCACAGCCGCUCUUACACUCCUUUUUUUGGUUUGGGUGUUCGCCGAAAGCUUCCUAGGCUGCCCGAGUAGCUCCCCACAUCUCGAUAAAUCCUAACGUGUUUUGGAUUUCAUGAAAGGAAGCGGAUGACGAGGAACAGCUUGUAAGGGUCAGUAUGACAUCGGUUGCCGCUGAGUACGAACACAUGGAGAUCCAACAGCCUUACAGUGAAGUGAAUAACCGCUGGGAUGCAGAUGAUUGGGAUAAUGAAAACAGCUCUGCCAGGCUGUUUGAGCGCUCCCGCAUAAAGGCCUUAGCUGAUGAACGAGAAGCUGUACAAAAGAAGACAUUCACAAAAUGGGUCAACUCUCAUCUGGCGCGUGUCUCCUGUCGCAUCUCAGACCUGUAUAUGGACCUACGUGAUGGUCGAAUGCUUAUCAAGCUACUCGAAGUGCUCUCUGGAGAGAGGCUUCCAAAGCCAACAAAGGGAAGAAUGCGUAUCCACUGCCUGGAGAAUGUCGACAAGGCCCUCCAAUUCCUGAAAGAACAGAGGGUGCAUUUAGAAAAUAUGGGAUCACAUGAUAUUGUUGAUGGAAACCACAGAUUGACACUGGGGCUUAUUUGGACCAUCAUUCUCCGAUUCCAGAUUCAAGACAUCAGUGUUGAGACUGAAGACAAUAAGGAAAAGAAGUCUGCUAAGGAUGCCUUGCUUUUGUGGUGCCAGAUGAAGACUGCUGGAUAUCCCAAUGUCAACAUUCACAAUUUUACAACUAGCUGGAGAGAUGGAAUGGCAUUCAAUGCACUUAUCCACAAACACAGGCCUGACCUAAUUGACUUUGAUAAGCUGAAGAAAUCCAACGCACACUACAAUCUACAGAAUGCCUUCAACCUUGCUGAACAGCAUCUUGGGCUUACAAAACUACUUGAUCCAGAAGAUAUCAGUGUGGACCAUCCUGAUGAGAAAUCCAUUAUUACAUAUGUUGUAACUUACUACCACUACUUUUCAAAGAUGAAGGCUUUAGCUGUUGAAGGGAAGCGCAUUGGAAAGGUUCUUGACAAUGCAAUUGAGACAGAAAAGAUGAUAGAAAAAUAUGAGUCCUUGGCCUCUGAUCUCCUGGAGUGGAUUGAGCAGACAAUUAUCAUUCUGAAUAAUCGUAAGUUUGCCAACUCCCUGGUUGGUGUGCAACAACAGCUACAGGCCUUCAACACAUACCGUACUGUGGAAAAACCACCAAAGUUUACAGAGAAGGGUAAUUUAGAAGUGUUGCUUUUUACCAUUCAGAGCAAGAUGAGAGCCAACAACCAGAAAGUAUAUAUGCCCAGAGAAGGAAAACUCAUCUCAGAUAUUAACAAAGCUUGGGAAAGACUGGAAAAAGCUGAACACGAACGUGAAUUGGCACUGAGGACAGAGUUGAUAAGGCAAGAGAAACUGGAACAGUUAGCUCGUCGAUUUGACCGUAAAGCAGCUAUGAGGGAGACCUGGCUCAGUGAGAAUCAACGUCUGGUUUCACAGGACAACUUUGGCUAUGAUUUGCAAGCAGUGGAAGCUGCUACCAAGAAGCAUGAAGCCAUUGAGACUGAUAUUGCUGCUUAUGAAGAAAGAGUGCAAGCAGUAGUAGCUGUAGCCAGGGAACUGGAAACUGAGAACUAUCAUGAUAUCAAGCGCAUUACAGCCAGGAAAGACAAUGUUAUUCGGCUGUGGGAGUAUCUGCUGGAGCUGCUUAGAGCACGUCGCCAGAGAUUAGAGAUGAAUCUAGGACUGCAAAAGGUAUUCCAGGAAAUGCUGUACAUAAUGGAUUGGAUGGAUGAAAUGAAGAUGCUCCUCCUUUCUCAAGACUAUGGAAAGCACUUGCUUGGUGUGGAAGAUCUACUGCAAAAACACACACUAGUGGAGGCAGAUAUUGGCAUUCAGGCUGACAGGGUGAAGGCUGUCAACGCAUCUGCUCAAAAGUUUGCACAUGAUGGAGAAGGUUACAAGCCAUGUGAUCCUCAGGUUAUUCGUGACCGGGUUGCCCACAUGGAGUUUUGUUACCAAGAGCUAUGCCAGCUGGCAGCAGAACGUCGUGCUCGUCUGGAAGAGUCGCGCCGUCUUUGGAAGUUCUUUUGGGAGAUGGCAGAGGAGGAGGGAUGGAUAAGGGAAAAAGAACAGAUCCUGUCAUCCGAAGACUAUGGCAAAGACUUGACAAGUGUUGUACGCUUACUAAGCAAACACAAAGCUUUUGAAGAUGAAAUGAGUGGACGCUGUGGUCACAUGCAACAAACGAUAAAAGAAGGAGAGGAGAUGGUUGCUGAGGAUCACUUUGGAUCUGAUAAGAUCAAGGAUAGAAUUAAAGACAUUCAAGAGCAGUGGGCCAACCUUGAGCAGCUCUCUGCCUUUAGGAAGAAACGCCUGGAGGAAGCAUACAACCUGCAUCAGUUUCAGGCAGAUGCGGAUGACAUUGACACAUGGAUGCUUGACAUUCUUCGGAUCGUUUCCAGCAGUGACGUUGGACAUGAUGAGUACUCCACUCAGUCACUUGUUAGAAAACAUAAAGAUGUGGCUGAAGAAAUUGGCAACUAUAGACCCGUUAUUGAUUCACUUCAUGAUCAAGCCAAAAGUCUCCCUGAGGAACAGUCCCAGUCUUCAGAUGUUCAAGGCAGGUUAUCUGGGAUAGAAGAACGAUACAAAGAAGUUGUUGAGCUCACUAGGCUGCGGAAGCAGGCUCUGCAAGAUGCUUUGGCAUUGUAUAAGAUGUUCAGUGAGGCUGAUGCUUGUGAAUUAUGGAUUGAUGAAAAAGAACAGUGGCUGAAUAACAUGCAUAUACCUGAAAAGUUGGAAGAUCUAGAAGUCAUCCAGCACAGGUUUGAAAGCCUGGAACCGGAAAUGAAUAACCAGGCCUCCAGAGUGGCAGUGGUUAACCAGAUAGCACGGCAAUUGAUUCACAGUGGACAUCCUAAUGAGAAGGAAAUCAAAGCCCAACAAGAUAAGCUCAACACCAGGUGGAGCCAAUUUCGAGAUUUGGUGGACAGGAAGAAGGAUUCCCUUAAUUCUGCACUGGGUGUUCAAAACUACCAUCUGGAAUGUAAUGAAACGAAAACAUGGAUUCGUGAGAAGACCAAAGUUAUUGAGUCCACACAAGAACUGGGCAAUGACCUUGCUGGUGUCAUGGCACUGCAGAGGAAGUUGACAGGAAUGGAACGGGACCUUGCUGCCAUUGAAGACAAGCUUGGCGACCUUCAAAAAGAAGCAGAGAGGUUGGCUGCCGAACAUCCAGACCAGGCACAAGCUAUCAUGGGACGCUUAGCAGAAAUCACAGACGUUUGGGAGGAAAUGAAAACCACGCUGAAAAACCGUGAGGAGUCCCUUGGUGAGGCCAGCAAGCUACAACAGUUUCUUCGGGACUUGGAUGAUUUUCAGUCUUGGCUGUCAAGGACACAAACAGCUAUUGCUUCUGAGGACAUGCCUAAUACCUUGGCUGAAGCAGAGAAACUGCUCACACAGCAUGAAAACAUCAAGAAUGAAAUUAACAAUUAUGAAGAGGAUUAUCAGAAAAUGCGUGACAUGGGUGAGAUGGUCACCCAAGGACAAACGGAUGCCCAAUACAUGUUCUUACGCCAGCGCCUGCAGGCUUUGGAUACUGGGUGGAAUGAACUGCAUAAGAUGUGGGAGAACAGACAGAGCCUUUUGUCUCAGUCACAUGCCUACCAGCUGUUCCUCAGAGACACAAAGCAAGCUGAAGCAUUCCUCAAUAAUCAGGAGUAUGUAUUGGCACACACCGAGCUGCCCACCUCAUUGGAAGCUGCUGAGGCUGCCAUUAAGAAACAGGAAGACUUCAUGACCACUAUGGAUGCCAAUGAAGAAAAGAUUAAUGCAGUUGUUGAAACUGGGCGAAGACUGGUUAGUGAUGGAAACAUCAAUUCUGACAAAAUCCAGGAGAAAGUGGAUUCAAUUGAUGACAGGCACCGAAAGAACCGUGAAGCUGCAAGUGAGCUGCUUAUGAAACUCAAGGAUAAUAGAGACUUGCAAAAAUUUCUGCAAGACUGCCAAGAGCUUUCCCUUUGGAUCAACGAGAAAAUGCUUACAGCACAAGAUAUGUCAUACGAUGAAGCCAGAAACCUGCACAGCAAAUGGCUGAAACACCAAGCCUUCAUGGCCGAAUUGCAGUCUAACAAGGAAUGGUUAGAGAAAAUCGAGAAGGAUGGAAUGCAGCUUGUCUCAGAAAAGCCAGAGACUGAAGUUGUCGUAAAGGAAAAACUGUCAGCACUCCGAACAAUGUGGGAUGACUUGGAAUCAACCACUCAAACCAAGGCCCAAUGUCUCUUUGAUGCCAACAAAGCUGAGCUGUUCACUCAGAGCUGUGCAGACCUUGAUAAGUGGUUGGAAGGCUUAGAAGGACAGAUUCAGUCUGAUGAUUAUGGAAAGGACUUGACCAGUGUGAACAUCCUAUUGAAAAAACAGCAGAUGUUGGAGAAUCAAGUAGAGGUGCGUAAAAAGGAAGUAGAAGAGCUCCAAAGCCAAGCUCAAGCCCUUAGACAGGAGGGAAAAGGCACAGAUGAGGUGGACGGCAGAAGGCAAGUGGUCGAACAAAAGUUUGGCGAGAUGCUAGAACCUCUUCAGAAAAGAAAGCAUAACCUCAUGGCUUCCAGAGAGAUUCACCAGUUCAACAGGGAUGUGGAAGAUGAGAUUUUGUGGGUUGAAGAAAGAAUGGCAGUUGCAACAUCUACAGAUCAUGGUCACAACUUGCAAACUGUACAGCUACUAAUCAAGAAAAACCAGACCCUUCAGAAAGAAAUUCAAGGACAUCAGCCACGUAUCGAUGACAUCUUUGAGAGAAGCCAAAAUAUCUUAAAUGAUAACCCCAAUACUGAAGGUAUUCGACAAAGGCUAGCCGAUCUGCAACAGCUUUGGGACCUUAUGAUUGAAGAGACUGCAAAAAGACACAAUCGAUUGGAGGAGUCCCAUAAGGCUCAGCAAUACUACUUUGAUGCUGCAGAGGCUGAAGCAUGGAUGAGUGAGCAGGAGCUGUACAUGAUGUCAGAAGAGAAGGCCAAGGAUGAGCAGAGUGCUGUAGCCAUGCUCAAGAAACACCAAAUAUUAGAGCAAGCAGUGGAAGAUUAUGCAGAAACCGUACAUCAGCUUUCAAAAACGAGUCGGGCACUAGUGGCAGCUGGACAUCCCGAGAGUGAGCGCAUCAGUAUGAGGCAGUCUCAGGUUGACAAGCUGUAUGCUGGAUUGAAAGACUUGUCAGAAGAAAGAAGGGGGAAACUAGAUGAACGUUACCGCUUGUUCCAGUUGAACCGAGAAGUGGAUGACCUAGAGCAAUGGAUCGCAGAAAGGGAAGUAGUGGCAGGCUCUCAUGAGCUUGGUCAAGACUAUGAACAUGUUACGAUGCUGCAGGAGCGUUUUAGGGAGUUUGCUCGUGACACUGGCAACAUUGGACAAGAAAGAGUGGAUGCAGUCAAUCAUAUGGCUGAUGAGCUCAUCAACUCCGGACAUUCAGAUGCUGCUACUAUUGCGGAGUGGAAGGACGGUCUUAAUGAGGCAUGGGCGGACCUUCUAGAGCUCAUUGACACCAGGACUCAAAUCCUGGCAGCCUCCUAUGAACUGCACAAAUUCUAUCAUGAUGCAAAGGAGAUCCUUGGACGCAUACUGGAUAAACACAAGAAACUCCCAGAGGAACUAGGCAGGGACCAAAAUACAGUUGAAGCACUUCAGAGAAUGCAUACAGCCUUUGAGCAUGAUAUCCAAGCAUUAGGGACACAGGUGAGACAGUUGCAGGAGGAUGCCGCCCGUCUCCAGGCUGCUUAUGCUGGAGAUAAGGCGGAGGAUAUCCAAAAGAGAGAGAAUGAAGUGCUUGAAACAUGGAAAGCUCUGCUAGACUCUUGUGAAGCUCGUAGAGUACGUCUUCUGGACACAGGAGACAAGUUCCGCUUUUUCAGCAUGGUUCGUGAUUUAAUGCUUUGGAUGGAGGAUGUUAUUCGUCUGAUUGAGGCACAGGAAAAACCAAGAGAUGUUUCCUCUGUGGAGCUGCUGAUGAACAAUCACCAGGGUAUAAAAGCUGAAAUUGAUGCCCGAAAUGAUAGUUUUACUACUUGUAUUGAGCUUGGAAAGUCUCUCCUAGCGAGGAAGCACUACGCAUCGGAGGAGAUCAAAGAGAAGUUGUUACAGCUAACAGACAAGAGAAAAGAUAUGAUUGACAAGUGGGAGGACAGAUGGGAAUGGCUCAGACUGAUUUUGGAGGUACACCAGUUCUCUCGGGACGCUGGUGUUGCAGAGGCUUGGCUUUUGGGACAGGAACCUUACCUGUCCAGCAGAGAGAUGGGGCAAAGUGUGGAUGAAGUAGAGAAGCUGAUUAAAAGACAUGAGGCAUUUGAAAAGUCUGCAGCAACGUGGGAAGAAAGGUUCUCUGCUCUGGAGAGACUUACAACGCUAGAAUUAUUGGAGGUUCGAAGACAACAAGAAGAGGAAGAGAGGAGACGGCAACCACCAUCUCCAGAGCCCCUGCCACAGCCUGCAGAGGACUCUGAGUCUCCACAACAGUGGGAUGGAAAAGAAGGAGAACAGAUCUCUCAGAAUGGAUUGCCGUCAGACCAGGAAUCUCCACGGGGGAUAGAUACAGUUAAUGCCAGUGAAAAUGUGAAUGGAGUUGCUGAACAAAGAACAAGUUCUAAAGAGCCCAGUCCAAUCCCCUCCCCAACAUCGGACCGCAAAGUAAAACAAGCAGCCACUCUACCAGCUAAGUCCCAAGACUCCCCUUCAGCGCCGAUAGAAGGAUUCCUACAUCGCAAACAUGAGUUUGAGGGACACAAUAAAAAGGCAUCAAGCAGGUCCUGGCAUAAUGUGUACUGUGUGAUAAACAAUUCAGAAAUGGGCUUUUAUAAAGAUGCGAAAAAUGCCAGUCAAGGCAUUCCAUACCACGCAGAGAUUCCAGUAAGCCUGAAGGAGGCAGUGUGCGAGGUGGCAGUAGAUUACAAAAAGAAAAAACAUGUUUUUAAGUUAAGAAUGACAGACGGCAAUGAAUACCUCUUCCAAGCCAAAGAUGAUGAGGAAAUGAAUACCUGGAUCCAGGCCAUCUCAUUAGCAAUCACUGCUGACAAGUCCGAGGUUUCUCCCAGUAGCCAUAGUACUCCAGCCUCCAGUCGUGCCCAGACCUUGCCAGCCUCCAUUACCGUGACAAGUGAUUCAAGCCCGGGAAAGAGGGAAAAAGACAAGGAGAAAGAUAAGGAGAAGAGGUUCAGCCUAUUUGGGAAGAAGAAAUAACAUGCGUUCCUUAAUACUGCACUUAUUCUCUUCCAUUUCCAGUAAAAUUCCAGCAUGCAAGAUCAGAAUCAGUACAUCACACUUUGUGCCUAAUGUUCCUCAGUGUGGUUUUAGAUGUCAUUAAUAGAAAGAUCUUAUUAAAGAUGAAGCCGUGAGGUGCGUUGGGCAGCUUCCAUUUUAGAACAAAUGAAGGCAGGACCAGAUUUCUUAUGUUGGUUGUGUUUUUUUUUUUUUGUUUUUUUUUCCUCCUUAUUUUCUUUGUUCUUAAUUUUUGAAAAUUGUAUGUAGUUUUCAGGAUUUGAAUAUUUAAACAUUUCCUCAAUUUUGUGAGGCUGUCUUGGGAACAACCUACGUCAUUUUGCUGUUCAUAUGCAAGGCAGCGGUGCUUUUAGAUAAACUUUUUUGGUUCUGGUUAUAUAACGUGUACAAUUCCAAACACACUCAUGAUAUUCCAUUUACUAAGGCUGUCUUGACUAAUACAUGGUCCCAUCCUUUAUAGGCUUUAAAAAGAUGUAUCCAUUUUGCUAAUAUCUAUUAAAAAAAAUAAAUAAAUAAAAAUAAAUAAGUCAUUCAUUUGAAUACAAUACCAGUACAACCCAGCAUCAGCUAUUAACCCACCAUGCUGGGGCUUUUGUGCGUUAUGUUUGACAGUUACGACAGAUCAUUAUGUUUGAAAGGCUAGGAUACCAAUUUCUAAAAUUUUUUUUUUUUUAUUAUUUUGCUGUUGUUCCUGGGUUAUGUUAUAUUGUAUGUUUCAAAUAACUCUAGUAACAAGGUAUAAAAACUAGAUGUACAAUAAACACUUAAAAACAUUGAUGUUAAGUGGAAAAGUGGAAAAAGCAUUUACUGGAAAAAAGUAAUGUUAUUCAAACGGUUGCUUGCUUGUUGGCUUAUAGCACUGCGUGUUAUAAUUUUUGCUACAUUCUCUGCUAUUUGAUACAUAGUGUGCAUUUCUCUGUCACUGUAACUAUUGUAAUGAAGAUUUUCAUCUGAUUGCACAAUCAAAAUGACAUAAUAGGAAUGAUAUCCUCGCAAAGACUGGGCCAGUAUUCAUAUAGCACAAGGGCCUGGCUCCAGAUGUAUGAAACUGCACCUGUAGACUUCUACCCUCUCUGUUAAAUAUCUGCAAUGUCAUUAAAAUGCUUUUAAAAUGUAA
Molecule: messenger RNA, 8463 nt
Organism: Polypterus senegalus (gray bichir)
Lineage: Eukaryota; Metazoa; Chordata; Cladistia; Polypteriformes; Polypteridae
Gene: sptbn1
Product: spectrin, beta, non-erythrocytic 1
Exons: 36
Coding region: 243-7307 (2354 amino acids)
Biological process (GO): protein localization to plasma membrane; actin cytoskeleton organization
Cellular component (GO): cortical actin cytoskeleton; spectrin; plasma membrane
Molecular function (GO): phospholipid binding; actin filament binding; structural constituent of cytoskeleton
Source: RefSeq, a predicted model, not a curated record